This is a messenger RNA of Nicotiana tabacum (common tobacco), 1979 nucleotides long. Its product is annotated as transcriptional regulator STERILE APETALA-like. Gene Ontology annotation, molecular function: protein binding. Lineage: Eukaryota; Viridiplantae; Streptophyta; Magnoliopsida; Solanales; Solanaceae. The record is from RefSeq and is a predicted model, not a curated record.
CGAAUUACCACCUGAAAAAGACUUCAAGUUAUGAAACAUGGAAGAAACCAUCAGUUUCUUCUCAUCUUCUUCCUUCCGUUAUAAUUUUCUCAGAGGUCCGAAGAGUGUUUUCCUCCGCCGUCUUAGCAGGACGAGAGAGCUCUAGGCCAAGUGUUGACAAAUCAAGAAACGUCCAAAAUAUUUAUGUCUCUUUUGUACAUACAAAACACAUACACACACACUAUACUCAUUCAUUCAAGAAAACCCUAUAUCUCUGUGUAUUUAUUAUCUCCCUUCUCUUUAUAUAAAUAGUAGUUAGAAGGAUCUUUUACUUCUCAAGUCUCACAUUCUUAGCCCUUCUUGGUUUUUUGGCUUACUUGUAAUACCCUUUUGUCUCCAGCUAACAUUUCACUUCUGUACUUUUCUUCCGUUACAAAGCCAAAAUUUUUCGUUCUUUAAUUAUAUAUGUCGUCGUCAUCAUCACCACCUUCAUCUUUAGGAGGAGUUGGAGGAGGAGAAGAGCCUUCUUCCUCUAGGAGCCGUAGACGUGCUGGAAAUGAUGUUUGGCCAGAGCCUUUCGUGGAGGAUUUGGCUUUGCUUGUUGCCUCUGAUGCUUCUCGUUCCAUUGGCCGUUUGGCUGCUGCUCAAGCCCUAUCCGUUAUUUUUCAGGUUUGUUCAACAUGGCAAGCAGUGUCACACUCCGAUCUACUAUGGCAAAACCUGACCCGCCGGAUAUGGAACCGCCACAACCUUCUCCGCCCAACAUGGCGGGAGGAGUACAUAUAUUGGCACCAAACAGCCAAUAAUUUCCUUCACCAUAGAUACACAUAUAAUACCCUCCAUUUCGUGCCAGAAAACAACGACAACGACGACAAUAACAACAACAUCGACAGCCUAUUUUGUCGACGUUUAGCCUUGUCUGACCACCAUCUAGCCGCGGGGUUCUCCGAUGGCUCGGUUCAAUUAUUUUAUAUACCUACGAGGCUACAGUUGUCGACCUUCCACCCUCAUCACCGUGAUCGCCUAGGCCCAUUCUCUAGAGCUGUUUCUGGGAUUAUUUUGUCUGAUGUUCAACUUGUGUUUGCUUCUCUUGAUGGUGAUAUUCAUGUGGUGGUCAUAGGUGAUGCUGCACCACCUAGACGUGCUCAUUUAGGGGACGUAGUUAAUGAUGGUGCUUUGGUUGAUUUCACUGGCUGUGACCAGUGGUGGGUUGGCUUAUAUGCAGGUGUUCCAGGACGGGCAUUUCACAUAUGGAAUAAGGAAACAGAAGAACUACUCUUUGUUGGUGGUGAAUUGACAGAUCCAGAAGCGUUAAUGGGUUGGCACCUACUGACCGAGGUGACCGAGCUCGUGGGCCGAAUCAGGGUGACAACCCGAGAGACGGCCGUGGCAUGCACCAGCCUGCAGAUCAUGGUAAUUGACUUGCAAAACCAAGGCAUAAUAAUAAGAGCACAACCGUUCCGAAGAGGGCUCAUCGUGGCAUCAUUUGAUGCCCGAAACGAGACGCUGGUGGCCGUGGACAACCGGGGCAUAGCCACCGUGCGUAGGGCGGACAAUUUGGAGGAGAUAUGCAGGUUUAAUGUUGGAGGAGCAAACCAAAGGGGAAUUGUUGGGUGCAUGAAUGGAGGGUAUGCAUUGAUGUGGAUAAGGAAUGUGAUUAGGGUGCGGGAGAUACAACAUGGAGCAUAUCUAUACAGUAUUAGGGAGAGAAUUGGUGAUAUAAAUGCUAUAAUUGCAGAUGAAAGGUAUUUAGCAGCCUGUUCCAGUGAUGCCACUAUCCAUUUGUGGGACUUUGGUGCACAAUAGUAGUAUGGAGCUAUUGCUUGAUGUAGCAGAAAGGAAGUUAAUUGGAUAUGCUUGUUUUUUUUUUUAAAAAAAAAAUUGGUUUUCUUGGUAGGGGAAAGGGUUUUUAGAUGGGAAUUAGGAAGGGUUUUAAGGUACAGUUGAGCUGACUUGAUUGAAUAGGAAAAGAACAGGAAAAAACACAUUCUGAGAGAUAU